GAGUGCGCAUGCGCAGCCCGACCAGGAAGUAAAACUCACUGUUGCAUUGAGACCAGCCCAAAACUCCAAAAGUGAUGUUUAGUAAGGAGGACGAUUCCGCUGCGACAAAACUUCUUGUCGAACAAACUCCUGGAGUUAUUUAGCUUUGUUUUUUUCUUCCUCUAAGAAAGCUACAAAUGAGUACUUCCUGCUUACUUUUCCACCUCUGAUCUCUUAAAGGGACAGAAUGAAACAAUCGAACGGAUCGAUUCAUCGAGCGUGAAAUGAGGGGAAAGGCUCUCGACAUCGACGCCAUUCCGCCUUCGUUGGACUUUGAGGAGCUUCCCGACAUGGAGCACUGGUGCGAUGAUUGGAUGUCCAAUUUGCCGGAGGAGCUCUUGGACGUCCCUUUGACCCACUUGGCCAUACCCGGAAGUCACGACACAAUGAGCUACUGCUUGGACAUCACCUCCCCCCUGGUGCGGUCCGAGUCCGACCUGUUCAGGGUCCUGGACGGACUUUGCUGUUGCCUCACCAGGCCCACCGUCUUUAAAUGGGCCACCACGCAGGAUCGGUGCAUCGAGGACCAGCUGUCGAUGGGCAUCCGGUACUUCGACCUGCGGGUGGCGCACAAACCGGGCGACUGUUCGUCGGAGUUGUACUUCACGCACAUCUUGUACACGCACGUCACCGUCAUGGACACGCUGUGGUCCGUGGCGUCCUGGCUGGACUCCCACCCCAAGGAGGUCGUCAUCCUGGCCUGCCGGCACUUUGAAGGGGUCAGUGACGCGCUGCAUCACUUCUUCAUAUGCAGUCUCAAGAAGAUCUUUGGGUCCAAACUCUGCCUGCGCCAGGAAGCGGACUGGUCCCUGCGGCGUCUGUGGUCGUCGGGUCGUCAGGUCCUGCUCUCGUACGACGCCGACGUGGCUUCCCGACACGCCGAGCUGCUCCCCAGCAUCCCCUACUGGUGGGCCAACCAGCGCUCGGCCCGCGCCGCCAUCAACUUCCUGGAGUGGAACAAGCAGCUGGGACGGCCGGAGGGUUUCUUCGUGGCGGGCCUGAACCUGACGGCGUACAGGAAGUACAUCAUCACCAACCCCAAGGAGUCUCUGCGCUCGCUGACCUGGGCCCAGUGGGCCACGCUGAGCGAGUGGGUGAAGGAGCAGAGCCCCGGCUCGGACCCCCCCAGCCUCAACAUCAUCGCCGGGGACUUCGUGGGCCCGCUGGCGCUCUGCCCCCUCGUCGUCGGGCUCAACAGCAAACUGCUGGCGGGCAAAAAGGGCAGCGCGGAAAACGGACGCUAGCC
Messenger RNA from Syngnathoides biaculeatus (alligator pipefish), 1285 nucleotides. It is a transcript of the gene plcxd1.2, whose product is annotated as PI-PLC X domain-containing protein 1. Gene Ontology annotation, molecular function: phosphoric diester hydrolase activity. Lineage: Eukaryota; Metazoa; Chordata; Actinopteri; Syngnathiformes; Syngnathidae. The coding region runs from base 264 to 1283 and encodes 339 amino acids. The transcript has 6 exons. The record is from RefSeq and is a predicted model, not a curated record. Gene Ontology annotation, biological process: lipid metabolic process.